CGUGUGCUGGACUGUUAGGUGAUGCAUCAUUUUACAGUUCUCGGGCUCAGCUAGUUGGUGCUUACUUGAGGAGCCUCAGCAGAUUUUUCAAGCAAAUCCUAACUAUGCGGAGAGCCAAGACUUUCGAACGUAAUACAGCAGAAAUGCGUCAAUAGCACUUCAAUGCUGGAAAUGAGAUGAGAACAAUCAUGCAGAUGAUUCCGCUGUGGUUAUAAAGCAUCCAUCAAACCUGGUAUCUAUCGCUAGACUCAGCAGUAACAUGCCACUGCAGCAGAUCUCAGUCGUCCCAGCAAGGGAAACCUCUAGUAAUGGAAGAAGCUCAACAGGCAGAAACAAAGAGAAGAACAAGGACAUGGAGAAUGACAAGUCUCCCAGACGCUCAACAAGUCGAUCAAGUAACAUAUCAAAGGCAAGUAGUCCUACAACUGCAACAGCUCCCUGGAGCCAGUCACGCACAUCUGUCAGUCCUUCUACCCAGGACAUUUGCAGGAUCUGCCACUGUGAAGGAGAUGAGGACAGUCCACUCAUCACCCCUUGUCGCUGUACAGGAACACUCCGUUUUGUCCACCAGGCCUGCCUGCACCAGUGGAUCAAGAGCUCUGACACGCGCUGCUGUGAACUCUGUAAAUACGAUUUCAUAAUGGAGACAAAACUCAAACCUCUGCGUAAGUGGGAAAAACUGCAGAUGUCAACAAGUGAGAGGAGAAAGAUUGUCUGCUCUGUCACUUUCCACAUCGUUGCCAUCACGUGUGUCGUGUGGUCCUUGUACGUUCUGAUAGAUCGGACCGCAGAGGAGAUCAAACAGGGUAAUGACAAUGGUGUUCUAGAAUGGCCGUUUUGGACAAAAUUGGUGGUAGUGGCCAUUGGAUUUACAGGAGGCCUUGUCUUCAUGUAUGUACAGUGCAAAGUCUACUUUCAGCUAUGGCGGAGACUAAAAGCAUACAACAGGGUUAUCUUUGUACAGAACUGCCCAGACACUGGCAAGAAGACUGAUGACAGGAACACUUCAAAUAGUCAGAACUCUGACAACAAAGACAAUGUUACUGUGCCAGUGUCACAGACAGAAACGACCUUACAGAGAGCACCAGAGGUGCAGGUCGGAUUUCCUGAAGUUGCACCUGUGUGAUCCGUGUUUCUGAAGUUCAUUUGAAGAAUUGCACAUGUUUUUGGAAAUCAGUUCCCUUAAGCAGUAUCAGGACUAACAAGUGAGCAGUUCCUGUCAGAAGGCUGCCGGAAGUACAGAUCAACAGACAUGAUCAACAGAAAACCAACAUGUCAGUCUUUGGAAGUGAACUAAGUAGUGGUGUGUUCAUUGGUGUUGGACAUGAUACACGUGGCAUUCAAAGAAUAUGUGCAAUGUCCUAAUUAGGGUUUUGUAGAGAAGCACUUUUAACUUUAUGGCUUUAAAGGUAAAACAUUUUGGUAUUGUUAGGCUCUGUUUUGAAAUGUUAAUCUUCAAGAAACAGUCUUUCAACAUGUUACAGUGUUGACUUAACCAUCUAUAUAUUUAACCUAAACAGAGCAAAUUUUCCAAUGAAAUGUGUUGCACAGAAUACUUUACUGAGCUGAUGAAGAAGAGUAAGACUGGUAUCCCUUAUGCAUUUUAACACACCAAUAUCACCAUGACUUACUCAGCUUUGAACCCUUUAAGAACCACCCAUCUUAAAAUUAUUAUUAAUAAAAUUAGAUCAUUGUAAUAUUUUAACUUUUAUCCAAACAAAUAUUAAAUGUUGGUAAUAGUCUAACAAUGUGCUGAUUAUGGGGUCUGAGUCCAAACCAGGAAAACAAUUAAAAUCCUCUCUUUAGAAAUAGGAAAUCCUCUAUUAGAAAAUACUAUAAGUUAACAAUUUUUGGUUUGCUAAGGUCACAAGAAGCUCAGGUGAACUAAAAAGCCUCAUCUUUGAUGCAAGAUGGAUGGACGUGGCUCUGUAUUUUAAAGGAAACCAGACAUUAAUUAUCAUAAUUCUUAUGUGUCACCAUGAUAAUCUAUCAAUGUUAGCAGUUGAAGAGCCAAGAAAUGUUGUCUCCAUUAAUCGGGGGUCAUUGCAAAAAAACAA
Messenger RNA from Mobula hypostoma (lesser devil ray), 2057 nucleotides. RefSeq names its product membrane-associated ring finger (C3HC4) 1 (gene marchf1). The coding region runs from base 260 to 1126 and encodes 288 amino acids. Gene Ontology annotation, cellular component: cytoplasm; early endosome membrane; lysosome. The transcript has 7 exons. NCBI's taxonomy places the organism in Eukaryota, Metazoa, Chordata, Chondrichthyes, Myliobatiformes, Myliobatidae. Gene Ontology annotation, molecular function: zinc ion binding; ubiquitin protein ligase activity; MHC protein binding. The record is from RefSeq and is a predicted model, not a curated record. Gene Ontology annotation, biological process: antigen processing and presentation of peptide antigen via MHC class II; immune response; protein polyubiquitination.